CUCUUUUCCACAAAAGCACAAAAAAAAUAUUUUUUAAAAUUCCAUUUGUUCAUUUUUUUUUUAUAGAAAAUAUAUAUAAAUAACUUUCUCUCUCUAAAUCCUGUUUUCUGAAGUAUUUUAUUCUCUGUGUUUUUUUCUUAAACGUGCACAAACGCGCUGAAAGUCUCUCUGCAUCAUCAAAAAACAGCUAUGUACUCAGCUGUGUUGCUAGUCUUUAAAGUCCAAAUUUUUGGAAUAGUUUUGAAGAGGGUCUUGAUCCAAAUAUCAACACCUUGAUUGAAUAGCCACUCGCUAUUCCGUUCUGAUACAUGUAUCUGGUGAGUAAGGAGAUUUGCAACAUGAGAAAUAGUUGAUUGGAACCCAUGAUAUGGUUUGGUAAUGGGGUCCCUAAACAUGGAGAAGAAGUGGAUAUUUCCCCUUGUCAUAAGCUCUCUCAUAUGCAUAUUCCUUCUGGCCACUACCUUCAACAUGGGUCUUGUUUUUUCACUACACACAAUCAAUUCAAUCAUUUCAAUUUUUCCUUCUCGCAUAGCUACAAAUCAAUCAAGCUCGGUUUUUGCUGAAUCAAAGGUUACACAAUCUCCACCCCCUCCUGCUGGCCCAACGAUUCCUCGUUUCGCUUAUUUGAUUUCUGGGUCAAAAGGUGAUUUGGAUAAGCUUUGGAGAACUCUUCAUGCUCUAUAUCAUCCACGGAACCAAUAUGUUGUUCAUUUGGAUCUUGAGUCACAGGCAGAGGAGAGGUUGGAACUUGCCUCCCGAGUGGAAAAAGAGCCAAUUUUUAUUGAGGUUGGGAAUGUUUACAUGAUUACCAAAGCUAAUAUGGUCACUUACAGAGGACCCACCAUGGUUGCUCAUACUCUUCAUGCUUGUGCCAUUCUUCUCAAGAGGAAUAAGGAUUGGGAUUGGUUUAUCAAUCUUAGUGCCUCUGAUUAUCCUCUUGUGACACAAGAUGAUCUUCUUUACACGUUUUCGAAUUUAGAUCGAAACCUGAAUUUCAUUGAGCACACAAGCCAGCUAGGAUGGAAAGAGGACAAACGUGCAAUGCCUUUGAUGGUAGAUCCUGGACUAUACAAGACAACCAAAUCAGAUAUCUUCUGGGUCAAUCCUCGGAGAACUUUGCCAACAGCUUUUAAAUUAUUUACAGGUUCAGCAUGGAUGGUUCUGUCACGUUCAUUCGUAGAGUAUUGCAUCUGGGGUUGGGAUAAUUUACCUAGGACCCUUCUCAUGUACUACACAAACUUCGUGUCUUCCCCUGAGGGCUACUUUCAGACUGUCGUUUGCAAUGUGCCUGAUUUUGCUAAGACUGCAGUCAACCAUGACUUGCACUACAUUUCUUGGGACAACCCCCCCAGACAGCACCCUCACACCCUUACCCUUAAUGACACAAGCAAGAUGAUUGCUAGCAGUGCUGCAUUUGGUCGAAAAUUCAAAACAGAUGACCCAGUCCUGGACAGGAUUGAUAAGGAUCUAUUGAAGCGGAAGAAUGGGAGCUUCACCCCAGGUGCUUGGUGCUCUGGCAACCCAAAAUGUUCCAAGGUUGGGAACGUGAACAAGCUCAAACCAGGCAAGGGAGCUCAAAGGCUUCACCGCCUUGUAACUAGGUUAACAUUGGCAGCUAAGUUGGGGAAAAAUCAGUGUAAAUAGAUUUUGUGGAACUUUCUUGUGGAUGGGAAAAGAUUUUAAAGAAGAAAAGAUAAUAAUAAGAAAGAAGAUCUAUAUACAGGCACAACAGUUGAAUGGAAAUUUCUACUGAGGGGAAGAUUUCUGAGGCUGUAAGUGCAGUUAUGGACUCAUUCUUGUUAAACUUGAAGGCAUGUUAGUGUAGGUAUGAGCAUAGCCAUUCAUUGUUGUCAUGGUCAGUCAAAGAUGACACCCAGUCAUCCUUCCUUUGGUAGGCUCUGAUUACGUUGGACAUGUAUACUUCUUUACCACAAAUUUUCUCAAUAUUUUUUCUCCAAUUCUCUAUAAUCUUUUGGCUUCAUGAUAUUUGAGAUCUUCUUUUUGUUAGACUCCAGAAUUUGUACCUGUAAUUUUUCUGGUAAUGGUCAGAAUUAGAAACUCAAUUAAUUACUAUAAAGAGAAACAUUCUACCGUGUU
Quercus robur (English oak) is the source of this 2097-nucleotide messenger RNA. RefSeq names its product beta-glucuronosyltransferase GlcAT14B-like. The coding region runs from base 379 to 1644 and encodes 421 amino acids. The transcript has 6 exons. Gene Ontology annotation, molecular function: glucuronosyltransferase activity. The record is from RefSeq and is a predicted model, not a curated record. NCBI's taxonomy places the organism in Eukaryota, Viridiplantae, Streptophyta, Magnoliopsida, Fagales, Fagaceae. Gene Ontology annotation, cellular component: membrane.